AUGUUGUUUAAUAAUGCCAUUGAAUUUAAAGAUGCUGUGAGGGAAUAUGCAGUGAAAGGGGGCUAUGAUGUCAAAUUCACAAAAAGUGAGACAUGGAAGGUUCAAGUCAACUGUAGUGAUGGGUGUGAGUGGAGGCUUUAUGCCUCUAAGAUGAGUGGAAAGAACACAUUACAAAUUAAGACAUACAAACCUACACACAAUUGCAAUAGAAGUUACAAGAACAGACAAGGACCGGUUCCAACUCUUGAAGAAUUGUGCCCUGAAAGCCAUUAUAGGUUUUGUUUCAUACAACUUUAUGCAAACUUUAAAAAGGAGUUUAGAGGGAAGGAGCUAAAGAGUUGUGUAUGGAAAGCUGCAAAGGCAUAUACAAGGGUUGAUUGGGAGAAACAUAUGAAUAAGUUGCAUAGUAUAGAUAGUAGAGCAUAUGAUUGGAUGAUGAGACUUAAUCCAGCUCAGUGGUGUAGGCAUGCAUUCAAUCCCAGAACAAAUUGUAAUAGAUUGUUGAACAAUAUUUUAGAGUCUUUUAACAGUUGGGUCCUACCAGUUAGAGGUAGAUCCAUUAUCACCAUGUUAGAGUGGAUCAAGAGGGCUUUGAUGGUGAGGCUACAUGAAUGUAGGGACAAAAUGUUGAAGUACCAAGGGCCAAUAUGUGCAAAUAUACAAACUAAGAUUGAACGGUCAAAGUUGAAAAGGCCAACUAAUAGGCCUCAAAAGCAAAGAAUUAGAGACCCAGAUGAGCCUCAGAACCCAUUCAAGUUGCAAAGGAAGUGUACCAGCCUGAAAUGCUCCAAGUGUGGUGUACAUGGUCAUAAUCAAAGAACAUGGAAGGGGCCUGUCAAGGGUAAAAAUGAUGGAGCUGCAAGUUCAUCAAAGAAUGUUAGGAGUCGACAAACUUUCAUGAGAUUCAAAUUAGAUGCAAUAUCUGGGGAAGCAUCAAUUGGUAACCAAUAG
Molecule: messenger RNA, 951 nt
Organism: Camellia sinensis
Lineage: Eukaryota; Viridiplantae; Streptophyta; Magnoliopsida; Ericales; Theaceae
Source: RefSeq, a predicted model, not a curated record